AUGCCACCUGUAACACGGUCGCAGCAAAACAAAAACGCUUCGAGCGGUGACCAACAACAUCAAGAAGAGCAGCAGGAAGUAACCUCCGUUGCCAGUGAAACCAGUACGUUUCUCGGAUUCGCCGAGUGGGAAGCAACGAUGGAUGAGAUAACCAAGAAGGAGUACGAAAAAGCAGUUCGGCAGCGGGCUCAAGUUAAAAUGAAGCUGGUUAGGAUCAAACGUACGCUGAUCGCCAACCAGUCGAUUGGGUUGGCACAAUUGAAUGUGUUAUCCAAAGGACUUUCUGCCACCUACACCGAAUACAGUCAACUACACACCAAGAUUGUUGGAUUAGUGUCGGAUGAAGCGAUGGAGGAUCAGGAACAAGAAUAUGCAGAUUACGAGGAUCUGCAUUAUGGCGUGUCUAACAUUAUUGAAGAGCUGACACUGGCAGCGAAAGCUGCUGAUAAUCAAAUAUCUCCAUCCACUCGUGCUGCUCCUCAAGUGGUCAUCCAACAACAACCGCUAAAGGCGCCUAUCCCGACGUUUGACGGAAGUUAUUCAGCUUGGCCAAAAUUCAAGGCCAUUUUCCAAGAUCUGAUGGCCAACUCGGGGGACAGUGAUGCUAUCAAACUCUAUCACCUCGAUAAGGCGCUCAUAGGCGAUGCUGCUGGUAUAUUGGAUACCAAAGUUCUGAGCGAAGGUGAUUACGAUCACGCUUGGGACAUUUUGACUGACCGCUAUGAGAAUCAACGAGUCAUCGUUGAAACUCACAUUCGUGGGUUACUGUCCUUGAAGAAAAUGGCUUCGGAAUCAUAUAAAGAGCUUCGAGCACUGCUCAACGAAACUACUCGCCAUGUUGAGAGCCUUCGUUACCUGCAGCAAGCUAUUACUGGAGUUUCGGAGCACAUCAUAGUUUACUUGAUCAUCUCAGCGUUUGAAAAGUCAACUAGGAAGGCCUGGGAAGGAACCCAAAGAAAAGGCGAGCUUCCAAAGUACCAGCAAACCAUCGAUUUUAUGAAAUCCAGGUGUCAAAUUCUAGAGAAUUGCGAUGCAGUGUUCCAUACAAAAAACGAAAAGAUCCGAGCCGCCGGAGUUUAUUUUAACUGCCUGCGUAAAGGGCACCGCGUCAGAGAAUGCCCGUCCGAUAAGUCAUGUCGCAAGUGUCAACGCCGGCACCAUACGCUGCUCCAUGAUGAUGGGGCAUCCAACCACGAUACAAAAUCCAACGUUUCCAUGCCCGCGGAAGCAGUGGUAAGCCUACCACCGGUUCCGUCUGAGCCAAGCCAUCCGACGUCGCAGAAGAAUCCCCCCGUGGACCCGCCUGUGUCUACCACCUGCUCGUCCAACUUGGCCCAGUCGCCAAAAACUGUAUUGCUGCUCACUGCAAUUGUGCAGGUAUUUAAUACGAAGAACCAAUCCUAUUCAUGCCGCGUCCUUCUGGACAGUGGCUCCCAGGUGAAUUUCGUGACCGAAGAGUUGGCCAGCCGCCUGGGUCUGCCCAAGAAACCAGCAAACGUCCCGAUUACUGGUAUUAACGCCUUGCGCACCCUAGCCCGUGACAAGGUAACACUGAAGAUUAGAUCCCGAGUAUCCAACUUCCAAGCCAGUCUUGAGUGUCUGAUCACACCGAAGGUGACAGGCACGAUUCCAUCCUCAAAGAUAAACGUCGCCCAUUGGGACCUGCCCGAAGGAGUUGUUUUGGCCGAUCCCGAAUUCCAUACACCAGAUAAAGUAGAUUUGUUGAUCGGCGUUGAGUUGUUUUUCGACAUUUUGAAACCGAGUCAGCUGAGUCUUGCGGACAACCUUCCAAUAUUGCGAGACACUCAUUUCGGGUGGAUCGUAUCUGGUGUAAUAAUUGAACCACAAAUAGUCAACGUUUCCAUCCAACAAUCCAAUCAUGCCUCCAUAGAAAACAUCGAAAAAUCGAUGCAACAGUUUUGGCAAAUCGAGGAGGUGCCAGACGUCCCCAAGCUUUCAACUGAAGAACUCGAGUGUGAAGCUCACUUCCUAUCUACGUACCGACGAGAUGAAAGCGGCAGGUUCAUUGUGAAGCUACCGUUUAAAACGAACAUCGACAAAUUGGGUAAUUGCCGCGCUCUGGCGGUCAAAAGGUUUUUAAUGUUGGAGAAGCGUCUCAUCCGCAACCCAGACCUGCAGGCACAGUAUGUAGAGUUCCUCCGGGAAUACGAAGCUCUUGGGCACUGCAACGAAGUUUGUGAAGACAAUGAUCCACCAAACCAAUUGGCGUACUACAUGCCGCACCAUGCCGUGUUACGGCCAUCAAGCUCGAGCACGAAGUGUCGAGUUGUGUUCGAUGCUAGUGCGAAGUCAUCACCAUUCGAAUUAUCCCUGAAUGAAGUACUGCAAAUUGGGCCCGUAGUACAAAACGAUCUGCAUUUUAUAGUUUUACGCUUCCGAAAGUUCAAGAUUGCCUUUUCCGGAGACGUCUCGAAAAUGUACCGUCAGGUACUCCAUGCGAAGCAGGAUAGACGGUUUCUAAGAAUCUUCUGGAGACCCCACCCGUCGCAGCCACUCCGGAUCCUGGAACUAUGUACCGUAACCUACGGUACAGCAUCGGCCCCAUCUUUGGCCACACGGUGCUUGGUACAAUUGGUGGAAGAAGACGGCGAUGCUUUCCCAAUCGCCUCCCGAAUAGUGAAGGAAGAAACAUAUAUGGACGAUGUACUGUCCGGCGCUGAUUCGGUGGCAGACGCCAUUGAAGCCCAGCAACAAUUGAAGCAACUACUCGAGCGUGGGGGUUUCCCCAUUCACAAAUGGUGUUCGAAUUCAUCUGAAUUUCUCGAACACAUCCCCGAAGAAGAACGUGAGAAGACGAUGCCCCUGGAAGAAAAGGAAGUGAAUGAAACCAUAAAGGUGCUGGGAUUGCUGUGGAACCCGAGUGCUGACACGCUAUCCAUAGCAAAGCAUUCGACUCCGAUGGAAGUUGUUAACCAACGAGUAACCAAAAGGAUGGUAUAUUCGGAGAUUGCCAAGUUCUUCGACCCUCUUGGGCUAGUGUCGCUGGUUAUUGUAUUAGCAAAGCUUCUGGCCCAGCGAUUGUGGCAGCUCAAAAUCGGCUGGGACGAUCCAGUGGACGAAGUGACUACACAAGAAUGGAUGGAACUAAAAACAUCAUUGUCUCAUCUGCAUCACAUUGCCAUCCCAAGAUGUGUAACAUUCGACGAAGUGAUCUCUUACGAUAUACAUGGCUUCUCCGAUGCAUCCGCCGUGGCGUACGGCGCAUGUAUUUAUUUGCGUAGCCUGUUUGCCGAUGGUUCGGCGAAGCUGCGACUCCUCACAAGCAAAUCAAAGUUAGCGCCUCUGCAUGACUUGUCUAUUCCACGGAAGGAGUUAUGCGCCGCGUUGUUGCUGACUCGACUGUUAAGAAAGGUAUUGCCAGCCCUGAAUAUGGCAUACCAAGAAGUUGUACUGUGGUGUGACAGUACAAUUGUUCUGGCCUGGAUAAGAAAGCCGCUCAACCAGCUACAGUUAUUCGUGCGGAAUCGGAUCGCUGUAAUCCAAGAGAACACUAGUGACUGCCGAUGGGAAUAUGUCCGAUCCCUACAAAACCCUGCUGACAUCGUCUCCCGAGGCCAGCUUCCCGAAACCCUGAGAAACAACAGCUUAUGGUGGAACGGCCCUGAAUAUCUCCAAAGAGUAGUCUACGAAAUCGACACUGCCGAGCACAUUCCGGAUGAUCACAACUUCCGGACAAUUCAACGCAUCAUGGGUUAUGUGCUGCGAUUUGUUUCCAACUGUCGGAAACAUCCGUCGCGGCGCGAGGCCAAUAAAUAUUUGACCGUCGAUGAGUUACGUCGUUCUACUGACGUUAUCAUACACGUGAUCCAACACGUUCAUUUGGCGGACGAGAUCAAACGUGUGGUUUCCAACGAGCCGUGCAAGAAACUCGCCAAUCUGCGUCCGGUUUACUCCAAUGGCCUGUUGCGUGUAGGGGGACGUCUAGAUCGCUCCUUAUUACCCUUUGAAAACCGUCAUCCGAUCAUCUUACCGGACAAGGAUCCGGUGAUACGCCUUUUGAUUCGGCAAAUGCAUGUCGAGCAGCUGCACGUCGGGCAAACUGGACUCAUGAAUGCCAUGCGACAACGAUACUGGCUUUUGAACGCACGUUCUACUAUUCGAAUGGUUACUCGAAAGUGCGUAAAAUGUUUUCGAGUCAAUCCGACCAGUACCAGCCAGUUGAUGGGUAACCUACCCGCUGCAAGAGUCGUACCCUCGCCUCCGUUUGCAGUUACCGGCGUGGACUAUGCCGAACCGUUCCUCAUUAAACAAGGGGUGCGUCGACCAGCCUUGAUCAAAGCAUACGCAGCCGUUUAUGUGUGCAUGACAACCAAGGCCGUCCACUUGGAAGCUGUAUCCGACUUGAGUACCGAUGCCUUUCUGGCGUCCUUGAAGCGUUUCAUUGGCCGACGAGGAAUGGUUCAGCAGUUGCACUCGGAUAACGCAACAAAUUUCCGAGGUGCACACCACGAACUGAACCAACUGUUUCAACAAUUUCGCAACCAACAAACUGUACAGGACAUUCAAACCUUCUGCCACAACCGUGGCAUCGAAUGGCGUUUUAUUUCGGCAGACGCACCCGAAUUCGGCGGCCUCUGGGAGGCCGCAGUUAAAUCUGCGAAAACUCACCUCAAGCGCAUUGUUGGUAAUGUAAGGUUAACGUUCGAGGAGUUAACUACCGUUUUGAUUGAAAUUGAAGCUGUGCUGAACUCGCGACCCCUAUUUGCCAUUUCAAACGACCCUGCAGACCCGCUGGUGAUCACACCGGCGCACUAUCUUAUAGGACGACCGCUCACAGCUGUACCCGAACCUUCUCUGGAAGACGUCGCAGUCAACCGUUUAACGCGAUGGCAACAUCUCCAGCUCAUGCGGGAACAUUUCUGGCGUGCUUGGAGUCGGGAAUACCUCAACACUUUGCAACCCAGGAAGAAAAAUCUUCGCACUCAACCGAACAUCAAGGAGGGUAUGGUUGUCCUUCUCCAUGACCGGAACCAACCCCCUCUUAAUUGGAAAAUGGGCCGCAUUACAGCGGUCUAUCCCGGUGAUGAUGACUUGGUCCGAGCUGUCGACGUGCGUUCCGGAGGAACUACCUUUCGUCGUCCCAUCAACAAGAUUUCCGUUUUACCUAUCGAAGACAAUGCGCUUAUUUCCGAAUUCGCUACGACUGUUGAGUGUCCUCAACCGGGGGAGUAUGUUCCGUCACCCGACGGAAGACGGAAGCGAGCGAAACAGCAUUACAUGAUUCACCAACCAACGAGUGCCACGCGAUCUGUUCAUCUCUUUUGUUACCGUAGCUCUGACACCGUACGUCUGUUGCGCCCUGAGUUGAACCGGCAGCAGCGGUAG
Molecule: messenger RNA, 5346 nt
Organism: Armigeres subalbatus
Lineage: Eukaryota; Metazoa; Arthropoda; Insecta; Diptera; Culicidae
Exons: 3
Coding region: 1-5346 (1781 amino acids)
Biological process (GO): DNA integration; proteolysis
Molecular function (GO): aspartic-type endopeptidase activity; nucleic acid binding
Source: RefSeq, a predicted model, not a curated record